AUCCCCAAAGGCCGCUCGCCGUCGCUCCAUUUCCACCAAAUCUGUGCCCCGUCCCGCCGCCUCCGCGCCGAGCACCUCCGUCCAGAACUCCAGAUCCAGCCAUCCUCGCCUGCUCCCGCUGCAGCGGCACCUCUCUCCAUUCCUUCCCGCAUCGGCGGGCCGGCGGGCGUCCUCUUCCCCCGAGCGGGGAUCGGCGUGGAGGCGGUUUCUUCGUCUUCCGUGUUAUGUCUUUCUCCCCAGUGGCACAGCUGUUCAACUGAAGAGCAGAUUUUUGUAGAGCAAUGGCUGUGGAAAGAGAUGUCUUUGGCAUCUCCGGGCCGACAUACCUGAAAUCUGUUGAUUGGUACUACAUUUGGACAUGUGCAUUGCUACUUGCAAUUGCCAGAAUGAACUUGAACUGCAAGCAUAAUCGGAGAUCUGUGGCUGCAAGCUUAGUUCAGGCUGUAUAUGUGUUGGAGAGAGACAGACAAUUAAAUCGCCAAUCUGUUGAAGCCCUUGCUCCUUCUUGGUGGGAAUUCUUCCAUUUUGAGCUGAUUCGCAAGCUCGUUGAUGAUGCCGAUAUGUCCAUAUUUGGUGCAAUAUUUGAAUUCAAACCUCCUUCAAGUGAAGAAGCUUCUGCUGUGAAUGCUCCAAGAUUUGUCGUUGCUUUCAGAGGCACCAUAACAGAAAGGGAUACCAUCUCUAGGGAUCUUUCCCUUGACCUCCACCUUGUACAAAAUGGUCUCCAUAGGACCUCAAGAUUUACCAUUGCAAUGCAAGCUGUUCAAAAUGUUGCCUCGGUUUUUCCUGGAUCCACAAUUUGGCUAGCAGGGCACUCAUUGGGUGCUGGUAUGGCUAUCCUUACUGGAAGAAACAUGGUUAAGAAGGGUGUGUUUUUGGAGAGCUUUCUCUUCAAUCCACCCUUUGUCGCUGCUCCAAUCGAAAGGAUCAGGGAUGAAAGGGUAAAGCACGGUUUCCGCAUUGCUAGAAGUGUAAUUACUGCUGGAUUAACUAUUGCAAUGAAAGGUAAAACUGAGGGGAACAGUCAGAGAUCUGUUGCUGAAGAAUCUUUCAGCAUUCUGUCAUCAUGGACGCCGUAUCUAUACGUUAACCCAGGAGACCACAUCUGUUCAGAGUACAUCGGGUACUUCCAACACCGGAAGAACAUGGAGGAUCUCGGUGCUGGUUUUAUUGAGAAGCUUGCAACCCAGAAUUCCAUCGGAGAUCUGUUGUUCAAGGCAUUAGGGUGGGAAUCCGAACCACUGCACCUUCUCCCAUCUGCUGACUUGAUCGUCAAUGUGAGCCCUUCACCUGAUUUCAAAUAUGCUCAUGGCAUCAGCCAAUGGUGGCAGCCAGAGCUGAACUUGCAGUGCAGUAAAUAUCGGUACGAAUAGUAUACACUGCUGGAAAAGGAAGAUGUUCUCAGAAACUUAGCUAUGGUCUUCUAUUCUUUCAGUUUAUUCAUGUGGUCCAUUCCAUUUAUAUGAUAAACUAUUUCAGACACUAGACUGCAACCUUGACCUGCGAAAUCUAUUGAUUAUGUACAGUAAUCAGAUUAACUGCAUUCUGUACUGUACUCUGAUGUGCUUACUGGCGUUAACUAGUUCAGCUGUACAAAUCACAUUAUGAUGUGCUGUCUUAUUCAUGUUUUAUCUAUCUAGAGCACGUGAGCUUUAUUUGAAGGCAA
Panicum virgatum (switchgrass) is the source of this 1666-nucleotide messenger RNA. Its product is annotated as GDSL esterase/lipase At4g10955-like. The record is from RefSeq and is a predicted model, not a curated record. NCBI's taxonomy places the organism in Eukaryota, Viridiplantae, Streptophyta, Magnoliopsida, Poales, Poaceae. The transcript has 4 exons. The coding region runs from base 282 to 1373 and encodes 363 amino acids. Gene Ontology annotation, biological process: lipid metabolic process.